GGAGCUGUGGGGACGACUCUUCUGGAGGAAGCAGCGCGGGCUUGACCGGCGUCGGCCCGCCGCCUCCGCUGCCGCUUCGCCCCAAUCCGGUCCCUCUGGCCCGGCCUGACCCGGUCUGGCUUGUUCGGGCUCAGCGGCCGCGAGGCCGCAGCUCCCGAUGGAAAUCAUAUUAUGUAGAAUACUUGGGUGACAUCUGCCUGAGAGAUCUCCAAGAAUUACAGAUUGAGUCUCGCUCUGUUGCCCAGGCUGGAGUGCAGUGGUGCAAUCUCUGCUCACUGCAACCUCCGUCUCCCGAGUUCAAGCAGUUCUCCUGCCUCAGCCUCCUGAGUAGCUGGGAUUACAGGUGCAUGCCAUCAUGCCUAGCUAAUUUUUGUAUUGUUAGUAGAGAUGGGGUUUCACGUGUUAGCCAGGAUGGUCUGGAUCUCCUGACCUCGUGAUCUGCCUGCCUCGGCCUCCCAAAGUGCUGGGAUUACAGGUGUGAGCCACUGCGCCCAGCCUAAUUUUUGUAUUUUUAGUAGAGAUGGGAUUUUGCCAUGUUGGCUAGGCUGGCCUCAAUCUCCUGGCCUCAGGUGAUCUGGCCACCUUGGUCUCCCAAAGUGCCGGGAUUUUUUUUCUUUUUUUCUUUUUUUUUUUUUGAGACGGAGUCUCGCUCUGUCGCCCAGCCUGGAGUGCAGUGGCGCGAUCUCGGCUCACUGCAAGCUCCGCCUCCCGGGUUCACACCAUUCUCCUGCCUCAGCCUCCCCAGUAGUUGGGACUGCAGGCGCCUGCCACUAUGCCCGGCUAAUUUUUUGUAUUUUUAGUAGAGACGGGGUUUCACCAUGUUAGCCAGGAUGGUCUCGAUCUCCCGACCUCGUGAUCCACCUGCCUCGGCCUCCCAAAGUGCUGGGAUUACAGGCAUGAGCCACCGCGCCCAGCUGAUUUCUUUUUUUUUUUUUUUAAAUGUGUUGUAGAGACAUGGUCUCACUAGGUUGUUCAGGUGGAUCUUGACCUCCUGGCCUCAAGGGAUCCUCUCAUCUCAGCCUUCCAAAGUUCUGGGAUUAUAGUUGUGAGCCACACCCUCAGUCUUUGUUUUAGAUUAUGGUUGGUUGUUUUUUUUCAGACAGAUUACCUACUUCAAGUAGACUUUAUAUUUGCUUUUGUAUUUAAUCAAGAUUUGUUUAUAUAAAUUGUUUAUGUACUGUUAAAUCCAAAUGCUCUUACACUUUAAGGUUCUAUUAGUUUUAGAUUUUUUUUUUUUUUUUGAGAUGGAGUCUCACUCUGUUGCCAGGCUGCAGUACAGUGGCGGGAUCUCGGCUCACUGCAACCUCCGACUCCCUCGUUCAAGUGAUUCUCCUGCCUCAGCCACCUGAGUAGCUGGGGAUUACACGCACGCACCACCACGUAUAGCUAAUUUUUGUAUUUUUAGUAGAGAUGGGGUUUCACCACGUUGGCCAGGAUGCUCUUGAUCUCCUGACCUCGUGAUCCACCCGCCUUGGCUUCCCAAAGUGCUGGGAUUACAGGCGUGAGCCACCGCACCUGGCCUAGUUUUAGAUUUAAAUCGCUAGUUGAUAUUGUUCCUUUCAGCUCAUCAGUUGAAAUGGUAGUUGUGUAGAAAAGUUAAUGGGUGUUUGCCACAAUCUUCUGUGAGUUGAAGUUAGGGUUUGUGACUGUUUCACUUUCUCAACUAGUAUUCUCUUUUCGUUUAUAUGUAAUUAAGUAACAUUUCGCUGUUUGCGGGCUUUUCUUUUUUGAGAUGGAGUUUCCCUCGUGUGUGUGUGUGUGUGUGUGUGUAUGUGUGUACGUGUGUGUGUGACGGAGUUUCGCUUUUAUUGCCCAGGCUGGAGUGCAGUGGCGCAAUCUCAGCUCACUAUAACCUCCGCCUCCUGGGUUCAAGCGUUUCUCCUGUCUUAGCCUCCCAAGUAGCUGGGAUUACAGGUGCCUGUCACCACGCCUGCUUAAUUUUUUUGUAUUUUUAGUAGAGACAGGGUUUCACCAUAUUAGCCAGGCUGGUCUCGAACUCCUGACCUCAGGUGACCCACCCAUCUCAGCCUCUCAAAAUUCUGGGAUUACAGGCGUGAGCCACCGCACCCGGCCAAUGGAGUUUCACUCUUGUCAUCCAGGCUAGAGUGCAGUGGCGCAAUCUUGGCUCACUGUAAACUCUGCCUCCCGGGUUAAAGUGAUUCUCCUGCCUCAGCGUCCCGAGUAGCUGGGAUUACAGGUGCAUAUCACCACACCUGGCUAAUUUUGUAUUUUUAGUAGAGAUGGGGUUUCGCCAUGUUGGCCAGUCUGGUCUUGAACUCCUGACCUCAAGUGAUCCACCCACCUUAGCCUCCCACAGUGCUGGGAUUACAGGCAUGAGUCACCACACCCGGCCAGUAGAACUCUUUAAACCUGAAAAAUCAGUCAACUUUGCAGACUAGAGGAGGAUGUUGAACACCUAUGUGUGUUUUUUUUUUCUUUACCAACUAUGCACCUAUUUUUCAGACACCUAAAAGUAAUGUCUGUGAAACAGUGGUUUUCUUUUUCUACAUAUUACAGCAGGAAGUGUUCCUAUUUAUGUACUGUCUGUAUCAAUACUAACGGGGCAUGAUAAGCAAAAUUUUAAACUUUGGUAGUUAAACCUUUAUGUUGCCUCCCCUCUGGGCUGCCAGCUGUGGGGAUGUGCUUCUCCCUUAAGGACUUUGGCAAGAAUAACAAGUUCAUUGGAAUUUGACUUUCUGACAUAGAGCAGACAGCCUUGCCCUGUCAUGCCAGGCCUUUCAUGUGAAGUUACCAUUUAUUAGCUGCUUCUGUCUCUCCAGGGAAGGAUUUCCCUUUUAUAAGCCUGGGCCAGGGGGAUGAUAGUAAGAUUCCCCAUGUGAUACCAGAGUUGGAAUAGGCUGUAGUGAGAUUAGGGCCAGGACUGUCCCAUUUUGAUUCUUGAAUGGUUUCUGUUACAACUUGUCAUGGGGAAAAAGUAACACUUAUUUUUUUUUUCCUCCCUUAGAAGACAAAAAUACUAAUGCAUUUGAGAAAGCGGUAGUUUUGGGGGGAGGGGGAAAAAGCAACUGCUUUCCUGAUCUGCAACUUGGCUGGAUGCUAAGAUGUCAGUGGACAUGAAUAGCCAGGGGUCUGACAGCAAUGAAGAGGACUAUGACCCAAAUUGUGAGGAAGAGGAAGAAGAAGAAGAAGACGACCCUGGGGACAUAGAGGACUAUUACGUGGGAGUAGCCAGCGAUGUGGAGCAGCAGGGGGCUGAUGCCUUUGAUCCCGAGGAGUACCAGUUCACUUGCUUGACCUACAAGGAAUCUGAGGGUGCCCUCAAUGAGCACAUGACCAGCUUAGCUUCUGUCCUAAAGGUAUCUCAUUCAGUUGCUAAACUUAUAUUAGUUAAUUUCCACUGGCAAGUUUCAGAGAUAUUGGACAGAUACAAGUCCAAUUCUGCUCAACUGCUUGUUGAGGCUCGAGUUCAGCCUAAUCCAUCAAAACAUGUUCCCACAUCCCAUCCCCCUCACCACUGUGCAGUGUGUAUGCAGUUUGUGCGAAAGGAAAACCUACUCUCUCUGGCCUGUCAGCACCAGUUUUGCCGCAGCUGCUGGGAGCAGCACUGCUCAGUUCUCGUCAAGGACGGCGUGGGCGUGGGAGUCUCUUGCAUGGCUCAGGACUGUCCACUCCGUACACCAGAGGACUUUGUGUUUCCAUUGCUUCCCAAUGAAGAAUUGAGAGAGAAAUACAGGCGCUACCUCUUCAGGGACUAUGUGGAGAGUCAUUACCAGCUCCAGCUGUGCCCUGGUGCAGACUGCCCCAUGGUUAUUCGGGUACAGGAGCCUAGAGCUCGCCGAGUACAGUGCAAUCGGUGCAACGAGGUCUUCUGUUUCAAGUGUCGUCAGAUGUAUCACGCACCCACAGACUGUGCCACAAUCCGGAAAUGGCUCACGAAGUGUGCAGACGACUCUGAAACAGCCAACUACAUUAGUGCUCACACUAAAGACUGUCCCAAGUGCAACAUCUGCAUUGAGAAGAAUGGAGGCUGCAAUCACAUGCAAUGCUCCAAAUGUAAACACGACUUCUGCUGGAUGUGUCUAGGAGAUUGGAAGACUCAUGGCAGUGAAUACUAUGAGUGCAGUCGUUACAAGGAGAAUCCUGACAUCGUGAACCAGAGCCAACAAGCCCAGGCGAGGGAAGCCCUCAAGAAGUACUUAUUCUACUUUGAGAGGUGGGAAAACCACAAUAAAAGCUUGCAGCUAGAGGCACAGACAUACCAGCGGAUUCACGAGAAGAUUCAGGAGAGGGUCAUGAACAAUCUGGGGACAUGGAUCGACUGGCAGUACCUACAGAAUGCUGCCAAGCUCUUGGCCAAGUGUCGAUACACCCUGCAAUACACCUACCCAUAUGCAUAUUACAUGGAGUCCGGACCCAGGAAGAAGCUGUUUGAAUACCAGCAGGCUCAGCUGGAGGCUGAGAUCGAAAACCUCUCAUGGAAAGUGGAGCGUGCAGACAGCUAUGACAGAGGGGACUUGGAGAACCAGAUGCAUAUAGCGGAGCAGCGGAGGAGAACCCUGCUGAAAGAUUUCCAUGACACCUAAGUUGGGAUGUGGAUGUGCCGGGGUGAGGAAGAUGUGGCUGCAAGGUCUCCCGGCUGCCAUACUGCAUGCUGCAGGCUCUGCCUUUCAUGACCCCAGGCAACAGCCAGGGCCCCACUCCUGAGAGACACUGGCAACACCUCUUAGUUGAUUUCUGUUUUCUUCUCUUUUCACUUUUUGUUUCUACCAGGGUAGAGGCCAUGUUGAACUGGCCUCUUUUCAGGACUUUUAUUUCCCCCUGGAUGGUUGUUGGGAGGGAGGGAAAGUGUUUUCUGAAUGGCUAUUAAUAGUAUUAGAUCAUUACAACUUAUGUAACUUUCAAAGGUUGUACAAUUAUACAAAAAAAAAAAAAAGGCAAACUAUAGGAUAACACAGAGCCCUUUUUGAAAAUAAAUUGGCAUUGGAGUGUUUUACCCUCUAGCUGUUUUACUUAGAAUGUAACAUAUGCUGCCUACCCACCUCAAAAUGUCUGUACUGCAAGAGGGCCCUGGGCCUCUGCUUUCCAUAUUCACGUUUGGCCAGAGUUGUAGUCCCAAAGAAGAGCAUGGGUGGCAGAUGGUAGGGAAUUGAACUGGCCUGUGCAAUGGGCAUGGAGCACAAGGGGUCACAGCAUGCCUCCUGCCUUACCGUGGCAGUACGGAGACAGUCCAGAACAUGGUCUUCUUGCCACGGGGUGUUGUUGUCUCUGGUGGUGCUGCAUGUCUGUGGCUCACCUUUAUUCUUGAAACUGAGGUUUACCUGGAUCUGGCUACUGAGGCUAGAGCCCACAGCAGAAUGGGGUUGGGCCUGUGGCCCCCCAAACUAGGGGGUGUGGGUUCAUCACAGUGUUGCCUUUUGUCUCCUAAAGAUAGGGAUCUACUUUUGAAGGGAAUUGUUCCUCCCAAAUAAAUUUGCUUUACCUUGGUCCUUUCUUUUGUGCCAGUAUUCAAGUGGUAUAGCUCUGAGCAGGGUCACAUUUGGCCAAACCUGACACUGUCUUGCUGCAUUCUCCUUUGGCAAACAUCAGGGUCAGAAUUCAGGAUAGCCCUUCCUAGGGCACUGGACUUUCUGGCAUGGGGGCUGUGUUUGCACAAGUUAUUUUCAUGUUACCUGGAGAGUGUCCAGAGGCUGCUCUGAGGCUGAGGUGUGUUCCCCCUUGCCUGGUUCCAGCUGUCAGAGGGAUACCAUCCUAGGGUCUGGGAAUCCAAGGCCACGAGACUCCUUGGUUUGUGGUCCGAGAUCCUGUACUAAGGAGGGUCUGGCCAGAGGAACAGACCAGCUUUUGCACAAUGAAGCGCAAGGGAACAAGUGGUUUGCCUGGUGUCCUACCUGUCCUGAACCUGGUCCUGUGGGCCAUUGAAAAGUUAGAUCUGUGAUCUCUGGGGUUUUUGUGGCUUUGUUCAAUGCUUCCACUCUAGGGCAGGCAGAGCAGUCUAUACUCUCCCAAGCCUGCUUGACCUCCAAGUAGAGCUGAUACAGAGAUCUGUGAAUAUUGUGAUAGAAAUUCUUUGGUAUUCAUACAUUUCAGCUGCAAGUCAGCAAUUUCCCAGGUACCAUGUAAGCUAUAAAACAGUCAUUCUUAAAGACAGAGGAUAGCUGUGACUCAUGGGAUCAUGAGGUCCAUGGCUGGUUGCAGGUUCCCUUUUUCCUUCCUCAGGUUUUGUCUCUUCCUGUGUUGUCCCCAGCAAGGGAGAGACUGUGGGGUGGAUUGGGAGAACAGAUUAGGAGUAUAGCAAAUGAACCCAGAAUGGAACAGUGGGGAGCUAACUGUGAAUGAGGAGAGUACCUGCUGCAGGACCUGGAGGUCAGGUGUGAAUGCUGUAUUGGCACAGGGAAUAAAUAUCCUGGCGUCUGGAGCCUUCACCUCUCCGUCAAGUCCUUCCUGUGAUACUGCCAUGGCACAGGAUCUGAGUUGCAGCUCUGCACCCUAAAUCACACCCUGGGCAUUGUCUGGGCUGCAGGGCUGCCAGGUUCUGUACUUGUGUCCAGCUGUGGCCCUGGAUGCUGGAGCUGGAGGGUUUUCUGUGCUCAGACUGUAGCCUGUAGCUCUUGGCCUGUGUAGAGCCCCCUCCUGUGCCCUCAGUGGCUGUCGUUUGUUAACAUCAUCAGGAAGAUGGGAAAGGUCAGGCAGAAUUUUUCUGCCCUACAAAGGGUGGAAGAGAAAGGACACAGUAUUUUCAUGAAUUUACCAUAUAUCUUUGUUUUUCUUCAACGAAAAAGUUAAUUGAGGCAAUGUCAUCUGCUCAAAGUUGAGUGGUUUAUUCACAAUAAACUGUAAGUUUCUGAUUAUAAAAAUGUGUCUAGAGUCUUUCUUCAUGGGGUCUAGGUAGUCUUCUGAGCCCACAGGGGUCUGGCCAGUGAACACCAGAGGAGUGCCUUCCUAUCAGUCAGCCCCUUCUUCCAGAGGGCUGUGGAGGCCCCAGUGGCCAAACUCGGCUCUGUUUUCCCUUUCUGGCUGUUGGGGGAGAGGGCACCUGUAAGUGAUCCCUGUGGAAUGAAGUAGAAAAUCCUGCCAGUUUUCCGCUCUCCUCUCCCUCAGUACAGGCUGAAUCAUUCCCCACCACAGAUAGAUCCCAGGGUUGUGGUAGAGUACUGAUAUAAAUGUCCCAACCCCCCCAUUCUGAGACCUCCGGACCCCUCCAAAGCAGACAUGGGAAUGUAGGGCUGUGGAAUAUGGCAGGGUGAACUCCAGCUUCACGGGAGCCCUAAGGGUUAUGAAGAGACAACUUGGGGCAGAAACAAGUGUGGAGUCUAAUCUCAAGGGUGAAGGACAGGAAAUGAGGUUUGGAUUGAUUAAGGGGGUCCACAUUUGUGGUGUCAGAAGUGGCAGUAGUGUCAGUGAUAAGUAGCUCAGGGGUAGAGUGGAGGCUCCAUAGCUGUGGGCAACAUGCACAGGGCACCUGUGGCUAGAAGAGGCCUCAUACAUUGCCAGUCUGAACUCCGCAGCUCUUCCUCUGGACCUCAGGUGUGCCAAGCCCCACGCUUGGCACCUGGGCAUACAGUGGUAUGCAAGUGAUUCACGUGCUCUAGCUUCCAGGAGCUUCCAAUCCAUGGGGAACAUAGAAGGAAUUGAUCACUAGUGAAUGUUUGUUUUUUGUUUUGAGACAGUCUCGCUCUAUCGCCCAGACUGGAGUAC
This is a messenger RNA of Homo sapiens (human), 7656 nucleotides long. It is a transcript of the gene ARIH2, whose product is annotated as ariadne RBR E3 ubiquitin protein ligase 2. The record is from RefSeq and is a predicted model, not a curated record. Gene Ontology annotation, cellular component: nucleus; cytoplasm. The transcript is spliced from 16 exons. Gene Ontology annotation, biological process: protein ubiquitination; ubiquitin-dependent protein catabolic process. Gene Ontology annotation, molecular function: ubiquitin protein ligase activity; metal ion binding; zinc ion binding. Bases 3063 to 4544 code for a protein of 493 amino acids. NCBI's taxonomy places the organism in Eukaryota, Metazoa, Chordata, Mammalia, Primates, Hominidae.